AUGGAAAAAACUAAUAUUUUAACGGCUAUUUUGAUCACAGGGCCCCCGGGUGUUGGCAAGACCACGUUGGUUCGUAAGAUCUGCUCAAAGUUGAGCGAGCAGAGCAAGCUCCAGGGAUUCUACACGGAGGAGGUGCGUGCCGAUGGAAAAGGGCAGCGCAUCGGCUUUGAUGUGGUCACCCUGACCGGCGAGCGAGGAAUACUGGCGCGGGAGCGGCCGCUGGACAACCUGCGACGCCCCAAAGUGGGCAAGUACUCGGUCUAUGUGAAGGACUUUGAGGAUCUGACGCUGCCACUGCUCGAUGGCAGUCAUUCCGGCUGCGAGCUCUUGGUCAUCGAUGAAGUGGGCAAAAUGGAGCUGCUGAGCAAGCGCUUCGAAACUGCCAUAGCCAAAGUCCUCCAGCAACAACGCCCCAUUCUGGCCACCAUUCCACAGACGACCCGCCAGUCUAUGCCGCUGGUGGAGCGAUUGAAGAGCGCCCCCGGCGCUGUCAUCUUCGAGGUGACCAAAACCAAUCGGGAUUCCCUGGUAGGUCAGAUUACGGAGCGCAUUACACAGUGGAAAUUUUUAACAUAA
Drosophila persimilis is the source of this 576-nucleotide messenger RNA. Its product is annotated as nucleoside-triphosphatase THEP1. The record is from RefSeq and is a predicted model, not a curated record. Gene Ontology annotation, molecular function: ATP hydrolysis activity. NCBI's taxonomy places the organism in Eukaryota, Metazoa, Arthropoda, Insecta, Diptera, Drosophilidae. The transcript is spliced from 2 exons. Bases 1 to 576 code for a protein of 191 amino acids.